This is a messenger RNA of Raphanus sativus (radish), 3894 nucleotides long. Its product is annotated as meiosis-specific protein ASY2-like. The transcript is spliced from 2 exons. Bases 13 to 3069 code for a protein of 1018 amino acids. Lineage: Eukaryota; Viridiplantae; Streptophyta; Magnoliopsida; Brassicales; Brassicaceae. The record is from RefSeq and is a predicted model, not a curated record.
CCUCUACUCGAUAUGCCGACGAGCAAACAACUUUCUCGAGAACAAAAGGGAAAGAUGAUUUCGAGCACCACUGGUCCCGAUAGUGAUCUGGAGAGGGUUCGCGGAUCCGGCGAUAGCGUAGAGGAGGCUCAUCGCGAGGCGAUGAUGGAUACCGAGAACAUGACCCGAGAGCAGCGUAUGCUCGUCUCGGUAGCGAUGGUUCAAUCUCGCGCAGACGAUGACGGAGGCGAUGGCUCUCCUGACGACGGGAUGACUCCCUACUGCUUCUACCCGGGAAAUAUUUUCGAGGAGCAGCGCCGACUCGAUCCGUCGCGAGCUCGUCCCCCUGUAGUUGAGGGGCAAGACUGGAGGAACGUUUUACCGACGCGAUCCACAUUCGAGUCGGUGACGAAGCUGCUGAAGAGAGGCAAGGCGACCGGGGUUACAUUCAUAAUCCCGUCAAAGACCCAAAGGCCGUGGUCCCCCCCGAAGGGGUAUCAGUGCGUAUACGAGUCGUACUUCGAAAAGGACACGAAACUAUGGUUUCCGAUUCCUCGACUCGUCACCGCCUACACGAUGCGCCGAGGAGUCGCUUUGAGCCAAUUCUUGAAUGGCGCUUGGCGUCUAGCAGUUGCGCUGAUGGUGAUUGGGGCGGAAGCUGGCGCUGCUCUCAGCGUCCGAGCAUUUGAGGAGCUGGUCUCGGUGAAGAUUAAUCGAGGCCUGUUAUCACUGAAGAUACGCCCGAACUAUAAUGUGGUAACGGGCUAUCCGACCAAGACGAACGACUGGCAGCGAUCGUACUUCUAUGUUAAGUCCGAUCGCUCGGCUUUCGAGGAGCCGCUGAAGACCGGUUACCGUGUUCUUUGGAACAAUGAAUUUGGUAUUGAAUGUUCUUUAAUCUUUUACUGUUUCAGACUCCUGACCAUCUCUUUUUCUCUUGUUUUGACAGUUCCUCACUCGAAUACCGCGGAGUACGAGGAAGAUUUCUUGGAGAGUGCUCGGAUUAUCGCGUCCCAGAAACAGGAUUUUUGGGAGAACUUCUCGUACAGGAGGAUUCGUAGGUCGAUUGAUCGGAUCAAGCGGCAGGUUUGGCGUUCGGACACCGUUCCUCUCAUCACCAAAAAGUCGAAGAGAAUCAACUUGUUCACCAAAGCCGAGCAGAUUGAAAUUAACCGAGCCAGAGCUAUGAGGGAAUUGCCGGAUCUAAGUUUGGUGGUUGGGAAGCAACUCGGGUUCGUGGAGCCGGACCAAAGCUCUAACGCAAACUCCUCUGAUCCCGGGGAGCCGAGAGCGACUGAGUCGGACGGGGCUCAGCUCGUGAGAAAGUCGGGGAGCAAGAGGAAGGAGAGGGAAGGCGUUUCUUCCGAGGAGAAGCAAGCCGAGGAGACUUCCACCGGUGGGGGCGCCGGAUCGGAGAAGAAGCGGGCGCGCAAGGAUCCCGUUGAGGUUCGGCCGUCCUCUGUGGAGAGAGGUGAGCUCCAGGCCUUGGAGCCUAGCAACAAUUCUCGAGAUGACGUUCUCCCGGAUCCGUCUCUCGAUGGUGGUCUUCAGGGGACUUCUUCUAAGGUGAAGAAGAAGUCGAAAAAGAAUAAUAAGAAGAGUGCCGGCGAAUCCUCGGGGCACGAGAUAGCGCCCAAUACGGAGAAGGAAACCGUGGAGGCUCCGACUACUGCCGUUUCCCUCCCCAAGGCGGCGGUUCGUGAAGAUGCCCGGGGAUCGAACAGGUCCUCUCCGAAGGCUCAGGAGGGUAAGGCUGUGCCGAAGAACCUGCAGGGGUUUUGCCCGGAUAAAGUGGACUUCAUUUUCAAGCGGGACACUCCUCUCGUUUGUAACGAGAGAGAUUGCGCUCGUUUCGUCCGCCAAGUCCGGGGAAGUAGGGAGCAUCUCCCACUCGUCAAGGACUUAGUUUUCCAAGACGAGUACACCGCUGCUGCCGGUUCCUCGGUUAAGGUAAGUAUAGUUUCUGCAUCGCAUUCGUUUCUCGUCUUUCUUCUCAUUUGGUCGUCCUAUCCCAACUCUUUCUUUGAUGUGUUGCAGAGCCAAGGUGACUGGAACGAGGUCGUCCGCAUAUACGACAAAGAGCUGAAGAGGACCUAUGGUGUGAUUGAUAGGCAACGGCGCAACACCAAGGAGGCGACUGUCGCCUUAGAGGUCAUGCUGAAGAAGAAGGACGAAGCGGUUAUUGCAGAAGCGGCCAUGAGGGAUGAACUCUCCCAGAAAGAGGCGGCUAUGAACAAGGAGCUGAAGCGAGCCCGGGAGUUGGUUAAAGCGCUCGAGAAAGAGAAAACCAAGCUGGCAAACGAGAAGAAGACCCUCGAGGAAGAGAAGGCGGCUGCUGCCUUAGAGCAUUCCAAGGAGAUGGAUCGUCUCCGAGAGUCGCGCCGCUAUGAGGUUACUCACGAACGGAUCCGAGUAAUGGCGGCGAUGCAUGGGAAAGCCGCCGCUCGCUUCCAGAGGAUCCAGGAUCGGGAGUCCCGUCGUGAUAACUUUGAGGAUGCGAGAUGCAUGCUCGGCCAGGCUCGGGGGAUGAGACGUUGCCUUGAAGGGAUGAAAGCGGCAGGUAAAAACAUCUCUCAGGGAGAUAUUGAUAUCUACGCCGGGCAAGAGAGGCAUUAUGAUGCGGAGGUGAAGCGUUUGAUCGUAGAUGAUCUUCUCGAGAAGGACCUUUCUUUAUCUCCUCUCGUGCUCGAGUCGAGGUUCGUUAUCCAGGAGAUGAUGGAUAAAAUCGACAAAUUUGGGUCGAACAUGGACUUGCUCGACUCCGAGGCCGCCAAGACGCUUCGCACUCCCCUCAGAGCACCAGGGGAUCGAUCCGAAGAGCCGUCGAAGAGCCUUCUCGACACCGUUCAGUCGCCAGCUCGCCCUGAUGCUGUUCUCCCGGGUCAAGAAGUUGCCCUUAAGGACCCUUCCGUGGCUGAGGAGACGAACAAGUCAGCUCCCGACGAACCGAUCUCCAACACGCCGGUCAAUAUCUCCGACUCGCCGUCAUUCGAGGAUGCGGAUUCUGGCGCGAGUGAAGGACAUCUCGAGGGGGCGGACUCUGGCGCGAGCGAAGAACAUCCCGAGGAGGAUCUUCCUGCCUUGGAUUAGUAUUUGAUGUUUGUUGUAUCUGACUUUUGGCGCUUGUGCCUUUAAAACUAUUUCCUUUUCUCGGCUAAGGCCUUUUGUUGUAUGAACUACUGCCUUGCUUUUUCUUCAGACCUUUUAUGAAUUUUUAUUAUAUAUUUCAGUAAAUCGUUUCCACUUAGAAAUAUGUAAAUCGUUUUUGUUUUUAACCGAGAAAGGAUUCAUUCGAGCGGCUACUCGCGUUUGCCAGCGAGUUCCCAAUUUUUCAGAUAGAACAGGAAAUUAGAGGCGGUUGCUCGUUCGAAUCUUCUUUAUUCAACUAAACUUUUACAAGUGGUUGAUCAAGCGAUUACAAAGAGAAUCUCUAAUCGUUCUAUUGAAUUACCGAGGAAAAGGUUCCGAGACGCAUUGCAGUAACCGAGAGAACCGUUGGUCGGCCAAACCGUCGUUCUUCGGUUAGACUUGGUCUAGAAUUUCCAUCGGGUAGCCGGUCAAUGCGUGACGCACAGGUGACGCAAGGCUGUUAUUCCCUUCGACUGACGUCUGAUCAAGACCCAAUCGAUUGAUUUUGGGCGAGUGCUCGUACGCCGCUUGAAAAAGGGGUUGGCAUCGUUUACUAGAAAGUGACUGUUCGUCAUUCUUUCGCGAAAAAGUUUGGACUUUGUUUUGGUUGGGGCUGGACCCUGUGAAGGGAUGCCUACGUACCUCGGAUGAGGAUCAAGCCUUUCGUAGUUCGUUUGACCGAGUGAAAGUGGCUGUAGUAGCGCAUUCACUCGGACGAGUAGAAGUGACGGUUAGGUGCAUCUACUCGGUUUUUUUUUUUUUUUUUUUUUUUUUUUUUUUUUUUUU